GUGUGAGUGUUGAACUUACUUUGUUUUUCAAAUAAAAGUACGAGAAAUGUGCAAAGUUGCAUAUUAAUUCAGCGCAGUCCGUCGUGUGGAGAAAAAAACAAGGAAUGUUAUGGCGUGCUGUUUAGGCUUGAAAACAGUACCGAUGCGUAAUUUGUGCGCUUAUUUGACGCUUCCAAGCACACCCUUCACCAGGGAGAGUAAGGCUAAUAAAUGCCUGCAGAAGAGCAGCCCGUGUCCCCAUCCUUCCUGCCUCUGGUCAUGUUAGUCCUCCACCUUUUGUAAAAGCCUGGAAGGGUCUUUGGUUUAGCGUUAGUGCUUUUCCUCUUGUUGCACAGCGCCGAGAGAGAGAGCGAGAGCGCUAACUGAUAGGAGCAAAGUUGUGCGUUCCUUUCAGCUGACUGAAAAGAUUUUUUCCGUAGCAGGCACACUAAUGGAAGCUUUGUUGGUGCAGUAUCGGGAAAGGAUACGAACCGAGUUGGACAGAGCUGUGGAUUUCUGGCUGAAAUACUCUCAUGACAAGCAAUACGGUGGUUUUUUUACUUGUAUUGGAAAAGAUGGGAAGAUCUAUGAUGAACUCAAAUACGUGUGGUUACAGGGCAGACAGGUGUGGAUGUACUGCAGACUGUACCGCACUACAGAGAGGUUUUGUCGGCCUGACAUCCUCGAAGCUGCCAAAUCAGGUGGCAGUUUCCUUCAGCGAUUUGCUCGAGUCCAGCCGGCAGAUGGCCCAGGAAAAUGUGCCUUCUGUCUUACGCGAGAUGGCCAUGUUGUAAAGGUUCAGAGGACUAUCUUCAGCGAGUGUUUUUACAUCAUGGCCAUGGACGAGCUGGCCAGGGUGACAGGAGACAAAGAGAUGCAGAAUGAUGCAGAGAGAAUGAUGGAUCAGGUAGUGCAUUGGGUCCGGAUCGACUCGUCAGGUCUAGGUCGACCUCCGCAAUGUGGAGAUGCCCCGGUCAACAGCAUGGCGGUUCCCAUGAUGCUCCUGUGCCUCGUGGAUCAGCUGACGGAGGGCAGGGCAGGGCUGGCAGGGAAAUACAGAGAGCUGGGAGACUGGUGUGUCACACAGAUACUGCAACAUGUACAGAGAGAUGGAAAGGCCAUUCUUGAAAACGUCUCCCUGGAUGGACAGGAGCUUCCGGGUUGUCAGGGGCGACUGCAGAACCCAGGUCAUGCGCUCGAGGCUGGCUGGUUCCUCCUGCAGUAUGCGAAGGCACAAGGGGACGCCGAGCUGCAGAAAGUGGCUGUAGCAAAGUUCAUGGACGUCCCUUUCCUUACGGGCUGGGACAAGCAGCAUGGAGGACUCUUCUACUUCCAGGAUGUAGAUGGUCACUGUCCCACCCAGUUGGAGUGGAAUAUGAAGCUGUGGUGGCCUCACUGUGAAGCUCUUAUUGCUUACCUGAUGGCCUACAGUCACUUCAGAGAGCCAGCAAUGCUGGACAAAUUCACACAGGUCUAUGACUAUACCUUCAGUCACUUUCCUGAUGAGAAGGCUGGAGAGUGGUUUGGAUAUCUGAGUCGUCAGGGUGAUGUAGUGCUAGACUUCAAAGGGGGACCCUUCAAAGGGUUCUUCCAUGUUCCUCGAUGUCUCUACAUGUGUGAGAAGAUGCUGGAUCAUCUGCUUGCAAAGCUACAGGCUUACAUUUGAGGUCCACCUGCAUGAUGCUCUAUAGCUCAGCACCCUUCUGCUCUCCCCAUUGCACUCUAAAAUAUUUUCUGUAGCCAACCCGUGAAUCAUUAAACAUGGUGUAUAUUUCCUAGGCAGUGUUUUUCAUGUCAUGCGUAGGAAUAGAAAAUAAUUGUUUUGGUAAAGCAUCAAUAUAAUCUUCGCAGGAGCCAGUAUGUAGACAAGAUACCAGUUCCAGAAAAUGCAAUUUACAUAAACAGUUAAACUGACUUAAAUCUCAUCAUUUGAUUGUUCAUAACCACACUUGUACAAGCUUUAUGGAUUAAGUAUGACCUAUUGUUUUGCAUAAGCCUUGCAUUACUGUUGUCCAUGUGCCUUUAAAUACAGUUUACACUCCACAGUAAUUAAAGAUUAAUUUGUGCAAACUUCCAA
Electrophorus electricus (electric eel) is the source of this 2056-nucleotide messenger RNA. It is a transcript of the gene renbp, whose product is annotated as renin binding protein. Gene Ontology annotation, biological process: carbohydrate metabolic process. NCBI's taxonomy places the organism in Eukaryota, Metazoa, Chordata, Actinopteri, Gymnotiformes, Gymnotidae. The record is from RefSeq and is a predicted model, not a curated record. Gene Ontology annotation, molecular function: isomerase activity.